GAACUUCCGUGCCGACCUUUUCUCGUUUUGCACGGGUUACAUUUGCUGUAACACAAGGUGCACCCUUAAAAAUGUAUUAUUUUAAUAACUUAACACAUGUGUUAAGAGACCGAAUUAUACACAUUAAUAUUCAUUCUGAACCGUUUGCGCAAACACUGUCCUAACUAAUAGACCACGACAGAUAGCUGGAGCAGAUAAACGCUUUCCACCUUGGCUUUUGAUCCCAUUACCAUGAAGUGGCUGUCCAAAGCUCAACGCAGUUAGCUUUGCAGAGCUGGUUGGCACCAUACAGCAAAACAACACCGACGGUUUAGCUAAUUUAAGGUUUUCCUGUUGGUAAUUUGACUUUCCUAAGGGGGUGGAACAUGAACAGCAUUAAAUUGUUUUUUUCACAACGGAAACUGUGGACUUUUGGAAGGAGUCGACACACAAGCCCUCUUCUUAAAGAUUUGGGUGGGUGUGGAAGGUCUUUUUCAUCCUCAUAUUGUCCAAAGGUGUGCAUUGUUGGAAGUGGCCCGGCAGGUUUCUAUACGGCUCAGCAUAUUAUCAAGGCUCGGCAAGAUGUUGAAGUUGACAUUUAUGAGCGACUGCCUGUUCCUUUUGGCUUGGUCAGGUUUGGAGUGGCUCCAGAUCACCCUGAAGUAAAGAAUGUCAUCAACACGUUCACACAGACAGCCAAGCAUUUGCGUUGCAGUUUCUACGGCAACGUGAAUGUGGGGAUGGAUGUGAGUGUCAGUGAGCUGCAGCAAGCCUACCAUGCUGUUGUUCUGAGUUAUGGGGCUGGGGGAAACAGAUGUAUUGGUGUGCCGGGCGAAGACUUGGCUGGCGUAUAUUCUGCCAAAGACUUUGUCGGCUGGUAUAAUGGGUUACCCAGCUGUCAAGAGCUGAGUCCUGACCUGAGUUCUGACACCGCCGUCAUCCUCGGACAAGGCAAUGUGGCCUUGGAUGUUGCAAGAAUCCUCCUAUCCCCUCUUGACAUUUUAAAGAAAACGGACAUCACCCAGCCGGCUCUGGAAGCUUUGGCAGAGAGCCGGGUUCGCAGGGUGUUGAUUGUCGGCAGGAGGGGACCCAUGCAGGUCGCAUGCACAAUCAAGGAGCUCAGAGAGAUGGUGAACCUACCCGGAACCCGACCUGAGAUGGUGGCAGCUGAUUUUCAAGGCGUCACAGAAGCUCUUAAAGGUUUGCCGAGGCCCCGGAAACGGCUCACAGAGUUGAUGCUGAAGACAGCUCUGGAGGUUCCUGGUGAAACGGAGCAGGAGAGACGGAGAAAUGCCUCCCGCAGCUGGGGUUUCAGGUUCUUCCGGAGCCCUGUUGAAGUUUUGGCAGAGCCCAACCACAACAGGGUAGCUGGCAUCCGACUGGCUGUUAACCAGCUGGAGGGUUCAGGGGAUGGAGCCCAGCCUGUGCUUACUGGAGAGAUGGAGGAUGUUAGCUGCGGGAUGGUCAUCAGCAGCAUUGGGUACAAAAGCCUCCCCAUUGACUCAUCUGUGCCGUUUGACUCCCGUAAAGCCAUCGUACCGAAUUCCAUGGGCCGCGUCCUACAAGCCACAGCUUUGUAUUGUAGUGGCUGGCUGAAAACAGGUCCCACAGGUGUGAUUGCCACCACUAUGAACAAUAGCUUUGACACUGUAAAAUCCCUGUUGGAGGACAUGGACUCCGGAACACUGGAUGUGUCUGCUCCAAAGACCGGUUCAGAAAGCAUAAGAACUCUGCUUGAUAAAAGAGGAGUAAAACUAAUAACAUUUUCUGACUGGGAGAAGAUCGACAACAUCGAGACAGCAAGGGGGGCAGCGUGUGGGAAACCCAGAGAAAAACUACUCACAGUAGAGGAAAUGCUGAAAGUGGCUCGAACAUGACUGAGGGGCAGUUUCCUUGUGACCCAGUAUCUGCGGAAGUCUAAAAUGGCAAGCGUUACAACCAAAGGGACCACAGUGACAGGAAAUGGUGUAAUGAAGAGCUCCACGUGGGCAGAAUUCAUUGGGCUUUCUUGUUCAAUCCAUUAGAGAGUGAGACAGAGACAUUCACUAUACAAUCAAGCAAUAAAUUCUGUAGUUUCUUUAAAAAUGUAAAGUUUAAAAUGAAUUGAGCAAUGUACCUCAUGUGACUCUGACUUGAAAUCAUGAUCUUUGUGCUCUCUGACAUCUCUGAAGUCUCUCACUAGCACUACAAGAAGGAGAAAUGUUUCCCUGUUGCCCUCUGAGGUUUUAUUGUCAUUUUUGUAUUAAAGUCAAAUGAAAACCAAUGAGAAAAUGUAUUUGCAGUAAAAAAUCUCAAUGAAUGCUUUCAUAUUUCUGUAUUGGGAGUAUAAUAAAUACAUAUGAAUAUAA
This is a messenger RNA of Menidia menidia (Atlantic silverside), 2327 nucleotides long. NCBI's taxonomy places the organism in Eukaryota, Metazoa, Chordata, Actinopteri, Atheriniformes, Atherinopsidae. The record is from the annotation of a GenBank genome assembly.